Molecule: messenger RNA, 1857 nt
Organism: Anopheles arabiensis
Lineage: Eukaryota; Metazoa; Arthropoda; Insecta; Diptera; Culicidae
Gene: Phax
Product: phosphorylated adapter RNA export protein
Exons: 6
Coding region: 171-1673 (500 amino acids)
Biological process (GO): snRNA export from nucleus
Cellular component (GO): nucleus
Source: RefSeq, a predicted model, not a curated record
ACCCGCGACAGUUUGAUUAUUUCGGUGAUACUUUUCUCUCGCGAAGCUAUCACGAUUUUUAACUAAAAUUACGUAUUUAUGGCGUAUUUCUAGAGUUAUUUUACGCACCAAAUCCACCCAAUUGUAUUCCCCCGUGCUGUGGCUCGAGUUUUGCAACGAAAGGCACACAAAUGAUGGAACAUGAGACACUCAAUGUGCCGAGUCCGAAAGACGACUUGGAGGAAGGAGAACUUUCGGAGAGCGACAGCGAUGGCUACACGCCCCUGGCCCGGCCAGAAGCGGCCAAGAGCGAAUUUGCUACCGCCUCCGUCAAUGUGCCGCGCCAGAUGGACAUCGUUUCGGACGAGCAUGACGACGACGAACUGCACCACGAGAAGAGCGACUCCGAUGGAAGCUCGGAUGAAAGCGGCAGUAACAUUCGACUCGGCCCCAUGAACUAUCCCAAACGGAUGGCUGGACAUUCGCCUCGCACUGCACACAAGCGGCCGCUUCAUGCGCAUCCUCCGGCCGUCGCUGCUGCCACCGCGGCUGCUGCCGCCGCCGCCGCCGCUGCUAGCGGUGCCAACCCCAAACCCAUGCCACACGGUACCGCCGCCCGAACAAAGAAGUAUAACAUAUGGACGGAAAGCUUGCAAGAGGACACACUGAUGGAAACGAUGCGCGGUUGCGGUGUGACCGGGAGUGAUAUGCGAAACCGUGACGUCGAGUCGUACGACUACAAGCUGAGAUUUCGGCUGCAAAGCGGCAAUGCGUUCGAGCGCUUGAAGCGCCGCCAGUCCAAUUCGGACGAUUCCGAUGGUUACACGGGUGGCGGGAAACGCAUGCGGACGGGUCACAACUCCUAUCCGGAGGCGAGCGGUACGGAGCGGCGGGGAAGUAUUAAGGAUCGCAUCGGCAAGCGAAACAACAGCACUGAUAGCAAUAGUGACGAUUGUGCACAAAACGCUCCAAGGCACAUACCGGAUCUCGAGGUGGGGGAGAACUGUACCAAUGAAAAGUUUGGCAUAGAGCUGGCCGAAAAGCUGGAGGAAACGCACACGGAACUGAUGGUGCGAGUAGCUGAAACGCUCGGCCAGGAAAUUCCAAUGAAACUCUUCAAAGAGACACAGAAAAUCGAAGCCGACGGUGGAAUGCUCGUUAUGAAAGGCUGGCGGCGGCGCACCCCGGGCGGUGUGUUUCUCUUUCUCCUGAAGCAUUGCGAAGAGGUAGACGAGGAGGCCAAAAGGGCAAUCUUUCAGAGCGAGAAAAAAGCGAAGCAGAAGGAAUGGAAGCUAACGAAAAGCAUCAACCGGGAUAAGAAGGUGGAGGAGCUGAAGAAAACGCUUAACCGCCAAGCGGCCAACGAUGCUGAGCAAACUUCUUCCUCCCUGCCGAUCAUGGCACACCUGAAGGCGGAAACACACAGCACUCUUUCAAACCCUCCCCCUUCACCGGUGGGUGAGGAAAACUUUGAGGGCAACUCCGACUUCGAAGCGCGCAACAUCCACGUAAACGUCACCACCAGCCCGGACAAAACGCUGCUGCUGCACGGGCACGAAACGGACAAAGAUUCGGACGUCGCUCCAGAGGACGCGUGCCGGAUGCUGCCGGACGGUUCGACAGCGAUGCGAAACUUGGCCAGCUACCAAGAGGACUGUCUCGAUAUUACGUGCGAUGAUAUGGAUCUCUUCUAGCGGCGCACGCCCGGGACGUGCCGUGGCCUACCGCAUUAUAAUGAGUUUUUUUUUUGUCUGUUUUGCGAAAUCACACAUGUGCUAACGAACGACGAGGCGACGGCUUAACAGUGAAUGGGAUUCAUAAUGGGAAGAGAACUAAAUCUUGAACUAAAUGUAAAUACUCGAACUUGAACUACAUUAA